AUGAAGCCAAAGUCAGCGGCCAAGCUGACGGCCUGGUCGGUCUCUAUGGAGGAACCUACUAGACCGCAGCGACGUGCGACGCGUCGCCCGGUGAGCAUCAAGUACCAAGGACGCACCGACCAAGAGGGCAAGGACGAGGGCGAGACGUCUCCGGAGGAGCUGAGCCCGCUGAAGCAGGCGCCGCUGGAGCUGGAGGAGAAGUCAGCGACCGAGUCCGUGGCCGACCAACUGAAGCGCCUGCAAGCAGAGAAUCGCCAGCUUCGCGAGCGCAACGAGGCUCUGGAGACGGACGUAGACAACGUCGUGAACCAGUACGUCGUGGUCGUCAUCGCCGCGACGGAGAUGCGAGAGAUGCAGGAGCGCAUGCGCGCGGGGGAGCUCCGAGCGAUGCUGCGAUGUUACAAGAAGUGGCGCGACAUCGACGACGGCAACGUGGACAAAUUCAAGCCCUUGUGGGAGCUUCGAUCCGUCUUUGCUACGUACGAAGGAGCGCUGAGCGGCGCCAGGAGCGAGUUCUAG
Phytophthora sojae is the source of this 519-nucleotide messenger RNA. RefSeq lists its product as hypothetical. The transcript is spliced from 2 exons. The record is from RefSeq and is a predicted model, not a curated record. Lineage: Eukaryota; Oomycota; Peronosporomycetes; Peronosporales; Peronosporaceae. Bases 1 to 519 code for a protein of 172 amino acids.